Molecule: messenger RNA, 37574 nt
Organism: Xyrichtys novacula (pearly razorfish)
Lineage: Eukaryota; Metazoa; Chordata; Actinopteri; Labriformes; Labridae
Source: the annotation of a GenBank genome assembly
GGUGGUGGGGUGGAGGGGCGUUUAAGGCAGUCACACGCAGCCUGUAGAAGGGCCCCUAGCGCCAGACAUUAGUACUGGCCUGGCUGCUCACUCCUACCAUCGGAACCACAGCUUGAACAUCGCACUGCUGUCGAGGCUGAAACACGGUCAGGCGUAUGGACAGGCGCCCAUAGCUCCGGGACCCCCCUCAUCUAUCCGUGCACUGAACGGACUACACUGAACGACGAGUCAUUUCGGCAGCAUACCUCCCUCCCUACCCUGGGCUGGUUUUUCUUCUGCUCUCCGCUGCAGGGCCUCUUCAGUUUACAGGAGAAAAAAAAGUGGGUGUUUGCUGCUCAUUGGUGUUCAGGCAGCGGCAGCGGCGGCGGUGAAGUGUCCUCGAUGGCAGGCUGGAAGGACGGCUCGGUGCAGGAGAAGUAUCGGCUGGUUGUGGUCGGAGGCGGCGGUGUGGGAAAAUCAGCCCUGACUAUCCAGUUUAUCCAGGUCAGUAGCGGCGUCCAGCAUUUCCUUGAAUUUCGCCCCUUUGCUCUGAUUUGCAAAAGCUUAUCCGAAAACACAGUGAAAGAUUGGGUUUGAGGGGAGGCCGGAGACGGGAACCCCACAUAGUCUGUCGCCUUCUUCUUCUACUUUGUCGAGGCCUGCAAAUAUUUACCGAAGGAGCCUUAUUUUUGUGAAUUAAACGAGGAAGAAGGACGGCUGUCACUUUGACACGCAGAAAUGUCGACGGACCCACUUCCACUUUGCAGUUUACAGAGAAAAGAAAGUGGGUCUACGGAGCUCCCGAGUUGUCCUGUUUUGUGAAGUUUGCUGCAGAUUUCUAACGAUCGUCCGCGAAGUUGUUUCAACUGCAAUGAUAAUGUCUGCAAUGGCCUACAAAGCCAUAAAGUUAGAGAAGAAGUGUAUUGAAGCUUCAGUAAAGGGAGGAAAGGUGUUAAAAAUCGUUUUAUUAAGACAUAGAGCACCGAUGAAAAGUAGUGCUCCAGUUCUGAGAACCAUAGUGAAGCCACCAAUCUGUAAACAUAAGCAGCAGCAGCAGCAGUACAAGAAGAAUCCAAAUGAACUUGUCUGCUCAGAUGUAGACUCUAGUUAAGUCAAGCACCAUAAGUGGAAUAUUCUCAUACACUUUAUUUCAACCCACGUGAGAGAUAAUGUGAUCUGAAGUUUUAUUGCAGUCCACUUGAACAGCAUGUAAACACCUCACCCCUCAUCCACCCCAGCACUCUGCAGACAUACUCUGCCUAGUGUUGACCUUCCAGGCUUUCAUAAUGGUCAUCUAGGCAAGGGCUGCUUUCCGGAAAGCCCACACACACAUAAAUACACACGCACACUAAGGCUACACAUACACAUUCACAGUGUAUGAAAGAGAUGACAAACUUUGCCCUUUGCCUUGUGUGUUUCCCCCUGGUGUUACUGACCAGACUGCAGGCAGCUGCAUGUCUCCACACUCUCAGACAACAGUAGGCUGGCACACGUUUCAGAGUGGGGGUUAAAAGCUUUUCUGUGUGUGUGUGUGUGUGUGUGUGUGUGUUUCGGGGGGGAGUUGUGUCUAAUGAGGGUUCAAAAAGCUUAUUAACUGCAUACCAAGAAAAAAAAGGGAUCAGAUAGCCGUGGCACAGAUUUUUGCCGUAGCCUACUGACCCCCACUGACCUGGAGCUGAGAAGCAUCUAGAGCUGAAUCUGACACACACACACACACACACGUUUUUUCACCCCAUUUGAUAUGCAGAAGGUAACACUUGAACAAUACAAAUUUGAAAAAAAAAAUUUUAUUCUUGGUAUUCUAAAAUUAGCAUUUUUAUUAUGCCAGAAUUAGCUUAAAGUUUGUCAAUAUUGUUUUUUUUUAGCAUUAACACUGAGGUUGAUUUUACUUUGGUAACAUUUACUUAGCAGCAUGCUCAGCCCGUAUGCCUGACUAACUUAAAACAUACUGUGUUUGUUGGUGAGUGACUUCAAAUCUACCUGUUCAGAUAAUACAAAACUUCCUGCAUCUUGCCAUACAAUUUAAUCUAAGGAGUAAACAAGAGAGAGAAUGAAUCUAUAUUUCCAUUUUUACAGUAUUCAUUUGGGACUGGGCUUGAAAAUCCACUUUUUAUAUACAGUAUGGUCCGCAGUUAAUUUCCUCCCAUUUCCCCCAAAGCCUGCUGGUAGGGCUGGGUGAUAAUAAUAACGAUAUUUAUCAAAAAUUAUUUCCCCUUAAUAUCAAUAUAAAACAUGGUCAAUAUGCUUUUGGAUAGUCGGCAUUCUGCCAUGUUUUGGUAGACUGUAUGAAUAGCAAAUGAAAAGGGGACCAUUUAGUUCGCUUUCUCUAGCGAAACACCUUACGACAAAACGUCAAAGAGACACAAAGACCUCACAGAUGCAGUAGCUUAUUGUAUUGCAAAAGACAUGCUACCAAUAAGCACCGUUAAAUUUUAUUUUUUAUAUCAUGAUAUGUAUGGAUAUCAACUGAUAUGAGCAAAUAUAUCGUGAUAAACUUUUUCUCAUAUCAUCCAGCUCUACCUGCUGGCAUAUCUGGUGUCCUUAAAAUGAAUAAGAUUAAGACGUUGACAGCAGGAGGAGGAACCUACAACUUCAUCAGAAGUUUCUAAAAGUUGCCAGCCAACAGCUGGUUUUGAAGUGGGGGCUUACCCCAGAACUUUAUGUUGGGUGUUGUGGGAGGUAGUGAAUUUGGAAGGGUGGGGGGUCUGAGUCAGCCUGGGUGGGUUAACGGUCAUGGACCAUGUGGAAUUUGGCCCUUUAGAAGAGGAAGUCCCCUCCACUGCUGCUCUGAAGGCCUUCUAGUUUUUGUAUGGAAAAAUAUGACCUGCUUCCUGAAUCACUGGAGCUACGUGUGUGUGUGAAUGUGUUAGUGGAAAGCUUGACACAGUGUUAGAUUUAGUGUUAUGUGUUUUGCCAAAAAUAUUAAGUACCUGAUGUUAUUUUCAACAAGAAUUAUUGCUCUAUUACUUUUAUUAUAUGUGCUAUAAAAUGUGGCCCAUUUUCUGUUUUAGAGCAGGCCUGAAAUUGCUCAUUUAGAUAAAUCAAUGUGUCACUGCAUGGGUCAACAUUUUUAUUUACAACCCUGAAAAGCUUGGUGGGGUUGCAGAUUUCUUAAAUCUUAAAAGGCAUCUUGCUUUUUUUAUCCAAUAAAAGAAUUUACUUUGAUUUCAGGAGAAGAAAAAUAUGUGGAGGAAAAUUUCCAGCUUUCAAUAUUUAUACAACACAUCAAUUUUAAUUCAUCACAGAUUUCUUUGCUUUAUUUCUUAUCAUCGAAAUCUAUAGAUUUUUUGAGGUUUCAGUUCCUUCUGCUAAGACAAAAUGAGCCUCUGGUAUAGAGUGAGAACCAGAUGAUGUCGCUUACAGUCAAAGAGCAGCAGGUCUCUUGGAGCCGCUGACCACCCCGAUGCCAGGCAGUUGACUCAGGCUGAAAUAGCACUGACAUGACAUAAUAUUGAGUCAUCUGACAAGAGUCGUGGUGCACAGCGUGUCGUGUAAUGUGACGUCUGUUAGGGAGGAAGCAUCCCAAGAGAGGGAAAACAUGACUCACCGUGGCCAUGUGAAGACUGCGUGUGGGGUGAUGUAUGAUGUGUCUGUAGGUUUGUUUUUAACCCACAAAUAAUUACUUCAAACACACACUUUAUUUACAGAGUCACUCAAACUAUUACUAGGAUGAGAUGACUCUGCGGCGAGUUUAAAAGCAUGAUGUCGCUUAAGUCAUGUGCAUACUGACAGUUUCUUCUGCGGGUUUCUUUUGUAGACGUGUGUUUGAUUUGUGACUGAACGUCCGAAGUGACCUUCUUAUUCCUCUCUUUAUUUGCACAUAUUUCCUGGCAUGGUGUUGAUUCCUUAUAUGUGAGGUAAUUUGGGAGGAAUGUUGCCAUAAGUAGCGGUUCAACAGAAUACACAUGAAUUAUAAGGGCGGCCUUGCACGGGCAUGUGGAGACAAGGUGCAGUAAUGAUAGUAGAGCCGGAGCUGAAUGCAGUGUGGGCGCCAUGUCAUGAGCAUUUCUCAGAAACAGCCACAGGUGGUUAGACAAAGUGUUUGCAGUGACGUUUUCGAGCACGUUUGUGAUUGUAGUUUUUCUUGCAUGUCUAACUUCACACCCACAUUAUCAGUCCAUUUUUGGAUUCAGGCAGCUUGUAACUUUCUGGUAUGUGACAUGCCAUACCACUGAGUACACUUUGUAAACCACACUUCCCUAGGAAUUUUAUAUCUUUUCCAAGCAGUAGAAUAAUCAACCAUAUGACAUAGAGCUCUUAAUAAGUGAGGGCUUUGCGUGCAGGUGUGUGUGUGUGUUUGUGUGUGUGUGGGCCUGUGAGUGCAGGUGAUGAGAGUAUGUUUGUUUAGCUCCGUAGGAGGCUCACCUGUUGAUUUCUCACAGAGCACAGCCACAAUUAGGGUAAAUAAACCUUUUAAUAACCACAAAGUAGAAAAAAACACACACAACAAGCAUUUAGCAUAUAAACAGCAGACCUUGUGUUCAAAGCUGCAGGUGACAGCUUUUUCGUUGCCUUUGUUCAUAGUAAGUGUAGUUGCUUUCACACAUCAUUAAACUGAGAACAAUUCUCGUAACUCAGUGUUUUGUGAAUGGUUUCACUAUACUUGUGAAUCAUCCAGCCAGUUCACAAAAAUGAAAGGAAACUACUUGUGUUCUGUGUGCUUUGAACCACAAGCAGGUGUUUAACAGCUGCAUCCAAGACCUAUUUAAGGGCCAAGUACUGGACUCCUCUGUAGUAACUUAAACAACAGCUCUGAUACCACCAAGUCAUUAAACUGCAUUGCUGUCUCUUACCACCACCACCCUUUACCUCUUUGUGGUUUUUGCAUUAGUCACUGUCAUAGAAAGGGGGUGUUGUGCAUUUUUUUUUCCCAGACUCUAUACUUCCUUUCUGAUUCCUCUUUAAUAGUUUUGAAUGAUUUUCAGAUUUAAAAAAGCUGUUUGUUUUCUUAAUCUGGUGUAUUAAAAUAUCAUUAUUUCAGCCUCUGUCUGAGACACUUUGUUUUAGCUGCUGUCUCUUUAAAUGCCUACUUUCUUCUGAUUGGCCACCUCUAUGAAGGGCCAAGCAAGAUGGUUCCACUUUGCUGGAAAUGUACUACUACGAGAUGAUUUAUUAAGAAAAGCCUAUUGCGACGAGGUCAGUAGCUUAGUGAAUCUCGUGUGAAUUUGCAAUGUACAGUUUAAAGCAGUUUUCAUCUAUUUUCUAGGCUAAUUUAGGGCUUGACACUAACUUUUUCACAAGGAGCACAUGUACUCCUGAAUUGAAAAAGUGAGGAGCACACAAAGAACUUUAGGGGCAUAAUGAAAAUUGAUCAAAUAAUGUGUGUCUUAUUGGUCAACAUAAGUACUAUUAUUUGAAAUCAGUUUUAGUUCUUUGGUCACAUGACAUGGAAGCUAUUGAAGAAAAUGUUCAGAAUUUGCCUUUAAAUUUAACGCCACAUUUUUUAGAGGACAAAGUAAGGAAAUAAAGAGGUGUAUCUUAUUGUCUGACCUCAGUAGGCUACUAUUGUUUGAAAUCAAUUUUAGGUAAAUUGGUCACAUGAUAUGGAAGCUAUUGAAGAAAUGGUUUGUUUUUUUGAGAACAUCAACUGGUAAUUUAUUGAUGGUCCCUUAUUCAACACCCGACGUUGUCAGCGAGGGUGCCGAGUAGAUUUAACCGUGCUGCUGUUGAUAUUCCUGGUAAUGGAGAGUGGGAAGACACUGGUAGAUUUGCAGUGAAUUUCUGUCAGAUAUCCUACCUAGAACUAACUUCACCGCAGUAUUUACAUGAAAAAACAUUUGUUGCCUUGGCUGAUUUUUUUUUUACGCCCACAUGUUCCCCUAAAUGCAUUUUACAAUUCACAUGCAUCUAUUUUUAGUCGCAAAUGUGAGUGAAACGGUCGCACUGUCAAGCCCUGUGAUUACAUCAUACAUUAACCUCAUGAUUUGAAGAUUUCCAGUUCAUUUGUCUUAGAUGGACACCAAACAGUGUAACUUUACAUUUUUUUGUUGUAAAUGAGGAAAAGCACAGCACCCCCAAUCUUUAACAAACAUGAUCGCCCGUUAUUUUUUUGCUGCUCUGUAACAAUGCAGUGUGUUAAAACUGAAAGAGGGAAAAAUGGUGUAUAGGAGUGCUCCAACUCGAGCUAUUCCAGAGAGUCAUAGAAAUUGCUAAAGAAUUUAAAAGUUAUAUUUACUGUGUUGCUAUGAGACAUUUACAAAUCCCUUUGUCAUUCAUCUGAAUAUCUAUAAUUGUUUUCAUUAUUGAGCUGCUACAACAGUAGACCCUCCUCUUCAGGGAUCAAGAAAGGUUUCUCUGAUCUCAAUUUAUCAUUUGGUCUCUCUUCUUAAACCAAAACGCAAUAAUACAGGUCUAUCAUGGGACCCUGUGUCGUUUUUAUAGCUCUACGUUUAUAAAAACAAACAAGCAGGAGAACCAUUAACAAUCCACCCACAAACUGGAUCAUUUACAUUAUUUUUCUGUAGCUGCUCUUCUUCAACUGUGAAGUGCCAUUUUGCGUGCCAUUCAUUGCCAAACUGACUUCGUGUUACACAAGAAGUCAGUUUUGAGUUCAGCAGGUGCUGUGGUUGAGGUAAGAGUGGUUGUCGUGCAUAGAUCACGUAUAGCUCUUCACAAGGUUAUUUUCAGUUGUUGGUCAGCUGUUUGGCUUGGCCUGCAAAGUGUUUGAAAUUUUGCGUAACAUAGCAACAGCAGUAGCAAGUCGAUAUUUGUCUUUUGAGAUGAAUCCCCACUGAAACUGGAGUUUUAAAGUGCAUGUAAAAAUGUUAGUCUAACUAAAAUUGAACUUCUCAUAGUUGGAUUAACUUACUUGGAUAAUGUAGUUGGAGAUCAAUCUUUUCUGCCAUAUUGGCUACUGCUGGAUCAAACUGAAGCUGGCCUAAGUGUUCUGCACAUGCUCCAGAGUUUGCAUGCCACUUCUGAGGCGGUGGUUAAAAAGCAUGAAUAUGUUACAAGGAAGACAGGGAGCAAACAAAACCCAGGACUUUCCUAACUAACAGCACAGAGCUGUAAAAGCAACAUCCCGUUAGCCUCUCGCUAGUGUGUUUGGCCGGCUGUUUUGAUACGAAACAUGUCAACGGGAUAGUAAUAUGCUGGAAGGAGCCAUGUCACCAUCUACAAUAGUAAAGGCGGACAUUCUUGUCUAAUGCAUGUAAAAUGGGACAUCACUGACAUACCAAACAGUAUGUAUGAAUGUGCAGUUUGCUAUGACAUAUAACCCCCAAACUCAGGCCACCCUGAGGAAAAACUAUUUCAAUUAAAAUCUCGACCCAUUUCUAUCCAGUUUCUUCCUUAGGUUAAAAAUCUUCCGACAAGCAGGAACAAGAUGCCUUAUAAUACUAUGACCUUGUUAAAGCGAUAUUCCGGCGUAAAAUUAAUUUAGGGUCAAACACGUAACACUGAGUUAGACACCCCUUGAGAGAUUUCCACGAAGAAAUGAUCAUAAAUGUUCUUCCUUGAGCUGCGUCACCCCGCUGUAGUCUGUAAUGGACUGGCCCGGAGGUCUUGCUACAAACAAGCGGCUGCUGGAAGAGAGUAGAUGAGUUGUGUUUAGUCUCUUUGCGAAAGGAAUUAGGCAAAGCUAAAAGGAUGUUUGAUGGCUAGUACUAUGGCUGGGACCCUGUGUACUGUUGAUGAAGUUAGGUGCUGUUCUGAGCUUUAUUUGUGGCUAUAGAGUGGCUUUUUGGUUGAGGUUUGUUUAUGGCUCCUCAGACCGCUGUGUAUUGCUAUUGUGCGGUCGUUACUAAAGUUGGUAUAACUAGAGAAGCAAGCGGUCGGCAACAUUCAUCUCUCGAGGGGGUGUCUCACUCUGUGUUACGGUGUGUUUGACCCUAAAUUGAUUUUUACGCUGGAAUAUCCUUUUAAGCCUUGAGUAAAAACAUUUGAAUUAUAAAGACCCCUCCUUGAGUACCACUCAGGAGGAAAAAAUGACACCAACUCACAAGUUCACCCAUUUCCAACAUCUGAGGGUAGUUACAUGCUGAUUCAAUGCGGGUUAAAGUCUAAUCUGAAUAUUGUUUUUGCCAUCCAUCACUUGUUUUUUUCUUUUGUGUUGUGACAACUAUUGCAGCUUCAAGGGCCAUCUGUAAGGUUUCAUGUUCUCUGUUUUGUAUAAAUACAUUGAUAAUCCUGGCAAAAUGCCACACAGCACACCGAAAGAAUGCUGAUUUAAAGGGGGAGUUCAGGAUCCGUAAAGACACCCACCCACCCAUCUGGGAAAGCUCCAAAGACGAGUAGCUCAUCCCUUUUGGAGGAAUGACUUAAAUUUGUCGUAUUUCGUGUUUAUCUCAUCCCAGUUACACCUGUUUGACAGUGUCUGAAAAAGAGGAUCUAAUGUCAAUAAGGAGAACUUCACCAAGUAGAUUGAUGUCACACAGAUUAUGCAGACGCAUUUCACUACCUCUUCACAUUGUUAAUACAAGUAGACAGAAGUUGCUGUGCAUCCCAGCUUUAUUUGAAUGCACUCACCUUUUACGUUACUUGCUGAAACUUGCUCACCUUCCUCAUUUAGUGUUUGUUUGUCAUCAUAAAAUAUGUUUGAGAUGAUUUAGUUCUCUUUACCCUAAAUGCUCCUUUUCAAUGAAAGAUCAACUUUGCUUCUUUGGUGCAACUCUUCCAUUUUCAUAGCUGACACCUCUUGAAAGUUAAGAAAAAUUCCAGUGACUGUGAGAAUUUACUCGUCCAGCUCACUCACUUAAAUCAAAGACAGCUUAGACAUAUCCAUAAGGCAAGAUCUGCGUGAAUCCACUUAGAGGAGAACUCAAGUGAACUACCUGCGGUUUGGUUGAGGCAUCUACUCUGCCAUGUGCAGCAGAUUUCUUUGCUGGAGGCGAAGGUGUGAUCCAUUUUGGUUUGUUGCCCACCAGACGUUUACAGGCCUGAGAUCAGUUGAUUACUUCAACCAUUCCUAUCUCUCUCUCCCCCUUCUUUGUUUUGGUAUCUCUCCCCAUCUGCCAGAAGAAAGGACAAUACUAAUAAAUGCUCUGGCAUGUAUGCACAAGUCAGUGAGCGUCAAUGAGGGACUCAAAAAGGGCGAAUAGUUGAAUCUCUUCAAAUCAAAGGGUUGGCUUUCAUGCAUUCCUGAAGCUUUUUGAAGUGUACACUUCAAUCUGAGAUUACUGAAUGUCAGUACUGAAAAAGGUUUUGUCAUCAUUUUAUCUGUAUUCGCUGACUUCAAUGUAAGAGCACAAGUUUCUUUGGAAGUCACAUUACAACCAGAUGCAGAUUCUGAAGAAGACUAGAGUCUGAUCAGACAUCAGCAGUGGAGGGUGAAAUUGGUAAAUCACAUCUAUGAGUACUGCUUUCUGUCAGAUAAUUACUCAUUCAAUUUCAUGAGCUGGGGGAAUCGAGCACUUCCUGUGAACAAAUAUGAUUCAUUUCUAAACAGGCAACUUGAAAUUCAUUCAUCAGUGAAACAAUCUGCAGUAAGUGUCUUUGCAUUGAAAAAGAUAGCAGUGAGUAUCACAGAGCUACCUUUUAGGCAGGUUGUGUUAAAGUCUGAUUUCGUAUGUUGUAAGUCGAGCCAAAUAACCACACUGGUAAAGCUUAAUUUUAGCUAGGCCUGCAGGAUAUUAGAGGUGGCAAUCACUAGUGGCUCCAAGAUACGAUAUUAUCACGAUACUUGGGCCACGAUACAUUAGCAUUGCGAUUUUUUACAUUUUGCAAUACAGUGAGUAUUGCGAUACAAUAUAUUGCGAUUUAUACAAUUUUUUCAACUGUUUAGCUAAUUCAGCAUUUGUCCUUCCUUUAUGUUUGUCUUAUUUACGCUGUAUUUUAUUUUCAUGUAGCACACCUUGCAAACCUUAUGUAUAUAUUUGUUGUACUAACUUUCUCCUGCUCUAUAAUGUCACCUCUGCCAACCUCACUGGACAAACAGUUGAUUUAUUUUUUCCAUUAUCAUAGAUUUGACUUCAUAUUAGCAAUGAAUUUGAAAAAAAAGGGAAUUAGUAAAUGAGACGAUACGAUAUAUAUCACCAGACAAAAUAUCUCAAUACUUUGCUGUAUUGAUUUUUCUCUCCCACCCCUACAGGAUAUUGGAAAAAACUGACAUGGCUCUUAAAUCAAAUCAUAUAAAAUGUUUUCUAUUCCUUUACAAUUCGUGACUUCAAUUCUGUUUUCCUGAAACAACAAAAAAUACGUCUCAUUUAAUCACACUUGAUUCAGAAACCUUACAUGAACCUUAGGCCUUUUAUUUUGAUGCCCUUAACUUUUCCAAAAAACUGCAUGUGUGUUAGGCCCGGUGGAAAAUUAACCCUAACCCUCUAGCCAUUUUAAAAACACAGCCCCCAUAGUUUUACCUAAAAACAUGAAAUUUUCUACCUUCAGAAAACGCCCCUAAUAUUUUGGUGAAAUGUCCACAGAAAGUGUGUACAUUUGAAAAACUGCUGAAAAUGUGUGUUUUUUAAACCAUUUCCUGGGCUUUUUUAGGGUUAGCUCCACCAUUCAUUUUAUCUAGUUCAAACGUGGUUUACAGCUGCAUGAAACAUAAAUAUAAAAAAGUUACCCAGCUUCUUCCGGGAAGUUAAAGGGCGUGGCUGUGGCGAGUUUUCAAAGCUUACCGUUUCACCCCAAAACAAGAAGUAGUUUUUAUCCCAGUCAUACUCAAAUCUGACCCAAAUGUCUCAUUUAUGUUUCGAGUCCUGGCCUAAACACAUUCAGAAGUUUUUUUUUUCAUAAUCCACAUUUAUCAUCACAGUUGAAGCACUGCCUUUAGACAACUUACAUUUCUUUGCUGUCACUUUAUGAGCCACAAGUUCAAGCCAAGUGAAGCAUCGAAUUUUCUUUGACAACCCCUGAGAAGUUAUUCUUGAUAGGUGGUAAAAUCUGUGAGUUUUUGCCAGAGGGUUGGGUCUUGGUGGUAAAGCAAAGAAAAACCAGCAUGACUCACCAUAAAAAAACAAACUGUCAUUUUUCUGAUGCGGACAGUAAAACUGCAACGAACUGUAACUGCACCAAACCUUGACUUGUGACGACCUCCAGCAACCCUCACAACUCUUUGACGUUUGUACGAUAGUUUGAAUUUCAAUUAUUUCGUUUUUAACCUCUUAGAUUUAGUAUUUCUAAUUUCUCAGUAUAUUUUAAUAUUCUCUUUUGGUUGAAAUAUUUCCAGCAGUAGGCUGGAGUGUAGGUUUUACAUCUAGAGAUGAGUAACAGGUAACCAUGUACUGUUUAUCAGAAAGGAAGCCAAAGUCAGACUCUGAAAGUACCUGACCAUUUAUGUCCACAUGCUUAUGACAGUGACUUUCUCAAGUUUAAAUUUGGCUGUAAAUCGAUGUUCAUUUCCAUUAUAGAAGAUCUGGGUGUUUCCUCCACUCAUGUUCAGCUCUGUUGAAGACAUUCUGUUAAGAUCUUUGUCCAUAUGAUCCAGCUAUGUUAAACCAUGUUCGAACUAGGGAUGGGCGAUAUGGGCUGAAAAAUUUAUCACGAUAAGAUUUGCCAUUCUGGCGAUAACGAUAAAAGUUCCGAUUAAAAAAAUAUUAUAAUUCCAAUCUAUAUUUUUGACACGUUUCAUCAUGAGAAUACCUGCUGGAGUUGUCAAAUAAGAAACUUAACCACAAGUUUGAGUGGAAGGUUAUGGAGAAAACUAAUGACAUCAAACAAGUCUCAAAUGUGAAAACAUUUUCAAUAGGGCUGGGACGAUAUCCUUUUCUCCUGAUUCGAUUCCUCUAUGAUUUUUUUGGGUGUCGAUUCGAUUUAAAUUGCGAUUCUACGAUAUUGUCGACUUUCUCGAAAUUCAGGCUGCAUCGUUAACACCAGUGAAACAGUUGAAUGAUUAUGAUUGUCUACUGACUAUUCCAGGAACCAUAUUUCCCCAAAAAAUACAUCACAUGUAAGUCAGUUUUUAUGAUUUAUUCUAAAAUUUGAAAACAAAAAAAUAAUUUUUGAACAUAAAAAUCGAUUUAAAAAUUGUAAAAUAAAAAUUUCGAUACUUAUGUGAAUCAAUUUUUUUCUCCCAUCCCUAAUUUUCAACAUUUGUUGAAAACUCUUGUUGCACAGAGUGAACAGCAGCAGAUCCACUGUCUGCUGUCAGGCAUACCUGCCUGCGCCCAUCUAAACCCAGUCUUGAAGGAAAUCCCUCAUGUGGAGCCUCGUUCAGUAACCAGCUGCUCAGAAACGUCUUCUUCUUUACUUUCGGCCAUGUUUGUUUGUUAUUCUGCUCUGUGUGUAGCUAUGGCUACGAGUCCGUUGCUCGCGCUUAUGUCAUCAACUUGGAUAAAUCGUAUUUAUCAUGAGAUGGCAAAUAUUUAUCAUGGAGGAUUUUUCUGAAGAUAUAUCGUGAACGAUAAUUUAUCACCCAUCCCGAGUUCGAACCAUGAAUGAAUGGGUGAACCUGCCGACACUCAUUAUUAAUGUGCAUCUGUAGUUUGAUGAAAACCUCAGUCUGCAGUCAAAUGAUUGUGCAACAUUGAAGAAAUCUACUCUUACUUGAAUUUACUCAUUCCAGCACCGCAGCUGACUCUAUCUUUAAGAAUGACUGAAAUCUGCAUUAAAGCUGUUGGCAGCACAUCCAACCCCUGUGUUUGAAUCAAACCGGUAUUCUCAUCUUUACUCAUCAGAGCACAAAUUGUUAAUGGUUGGACUUUCUGACAGAUAAAUCCCCCCCAGUCUGUCUUUAAUUAUACCCAAAAGUCAUCGUUUUCCUGUACACACGUGUGUUGUUUACAUAGACAACACAAAGAGAGCUGAACAAAGAGGUCCCGCAGGUAGACCUGAGUGUAGAUACAAACUUGCAGCUUCAUAUGCAGGGACAGCAGCCGGAAAAUACGUAUAUAUGAGUGUGUGCGUGCGAGAGCUUGCUCGCAAUUUCCACUUGAGUCGUCAAAUACAAUAAUAUGGUCGCUGUUAUACAGAUAUGCAGCAACAAAUAAAGUCACAACAGAUUCUGUUUAUGUUUCCAUGAGCUAGGCAUGUAAUCACCACGGUAACCUGCUGAGCAUCUCACCGGGCAAUACUGUAUAUACAGGAGAUUCAAUCUGACAAGAAACUAGAGUGCAUGGAUUUUAUCUCACAACAUUGCAUGUCCCCUUUUUGAGGACAUUUUUGUUGAAGGUUUGAGGUAUUUGAUAUUUUUUAGAUACAUUUGCAUUCAGUUCAGAUGUUCAGAUCAGCUUAUUUUCACGACUGGAGUGAAUAUGAUGAAGAUAUACAGAGGUUUGAUAUUUUUAACAUACUCUUAAUAGUCUUUAUGAUGAAAUGAAACCAAUUUGAUGUAAUUUAUAAAAGUUAGAAUCAUCAUAUAAGCUGUGGUUGUUUUCUCUUGUAUUAAUAGAAACAAAAGGAUGACUCAGUUACUACAAACAAGCUUUUUUUUUUUAGUUUUGCCUUCUGCUCACUAUUUUUCAUUUCAUAAUACACAAUCAUUUAAAGCCACUGUGAGAAAUAACUUACUUAAAAUGUGAACUUCCCCUAAACUUCUGUAGGUAUUUAUUGUAGUACUUUUAGGGCUGACAAUGAUUGUGCGUACUUUCACACUUCCCUCAGACAGAUAAAAAAAGGAGAUCAUAUAUUCACCUGCGAUUUUCCUCCCCCGCUUGUUUUCCGGUCACUGCCUCUCGGAUAGUCAGACAGACAGUGAGGGCAGUGGGUUCCUCUCUGUUGUUUUUUGGCCUUUGUUCUGUAUUCACACAUGUGUCUGUUUCAGAAUAACUGGCCACAGUAUCAGCUCUCGCAUCUCACAGCCGUAUAACAACAUCUCUGGCUAUGGGAAACAGACAACUGCUUAUUUCAGCUCUCCACUCCCACCACUACACACAAGAAGACAUGUGUUAUACGUUCAUUUUGUUUUUUUUGCGUGAGGAGUUCAUAUUUGAUCAACAUCCUCCUGAUGCAGACACUGAUUUUAUUAAGUAUAUAGUUGUGUAUAUAUGUGCAUUACUUUAUGAGCAUCACUUAUGCUGCUCUGCAGACAUUUUUAAUGUCAUUGGAUGAUAAAAAAACAACGAGUGGUUCUUGUAAUACAUCUGUGCUUGUCCCUGAUGCAGGGCCCUGUACUGUCUGCCAGGCAGCUGGUGCACAUUUGGCAUGUCUCAUGCAGACAGUGUCCAGAGGCCUGCAGGGCACCUGCUGUCCAUCAGGGGGAGGUGAGGUUUGGAAUGAGACAAACCCCUCAACAGGUGACGGCAGCCUACAGCACGACUCACUGUCCAAAUGUGCUGACGACAAUGGCUGUGUGUGACUCGUGCUCCUGAGUGUGUCUCUUGAUGAUCAGAUAGCAGAUGAUAAUCAGGGUGGCUGUUCAGUCAGCAUCAGGUACAUGUGUAGUUCCAUUAUGAGAUCUCCGAGUUUUGUUGAGUCAGUCACACAGCUGCUGUCUGACUGUUAUGCUGAUCUAACACACGCAGCAAAUGGGACUGUGUCCUCAGCAGCAGUUGUUGCCCAGAAUAAUAAAUUGGCACACGCCAGCACACAACCAAGCCAACAGCUGUCUAAGAAAGUGUGUUUGGUAUGUCUUACCAAAACAUUGGACUCCUUCAACCAAGAUGUCCAAGCUCCAAAGCUCAAAAUUACAAAUCAACUCAGCCACACUCGAAUUAAAAGAUGUCCUCUCAAAUCUAAGAGUGCGGGUUUUACAGAUCCUCAGUCGGAUACAAGCUGCAGGUAGAUGAUUUUAACAUGAAAAACAACCUUUAAAUAUCUGAUGGACAAGUAUUGCAAUGAAGAUCUUUUGAAAGCAAUCACAAUGUGUGAUAUUGAUUGAAUUAGCCAAGUGAGACCCUUUUAGCUGUACCACCUAUUGUGACAAACUUAAGAUAAGAUAAGAAGAACUUUAUUUAUCCCUGAGGGGAAAUUCUAAAGAGUAAAUCUGACCCCUGAAACAAACAAUGUACCUAAGAUAAGAUUUUUCUUUAUAAGACCCACAGAGGGAAAUUCCAAAUGACAGCAGCAUAAAAUUCCAAAAAGAGAAAUUACAGGAUGAAAAAACUUAGCUGUACAAAGAGUUAGUUUUACACCUGAAGUGGAGAUUUGAUUUAACUCUCCUUUAGAGUUAAAUUUACCUCCAAUAAAGAUAUUUACUUUUUACCAUAAAGAGUUGAUUUUGACUCCAACAAAGAUCCAGCAUUAGUCUUUACAUAGACUUAAUUUAACCACCGUGUAGAGAAUUAUCGCCUAAUACCACUCCCUCUGAAAUGAGUUAAGUCAACCACCAACAUAAUCUUUUAUCUGUUAUGCUGAGUGGGUGAGCAACUCGCGGAGUAGUUAUCAUCCAUUUAUCAUUAUCGAAGUGAACUGCUCAAUAUAUUGUGAUAUUGAUUUGAGGCCUUAUUAUCCAGCCCUAAUAUAUACAUAUACACACAUACAUAAAUAUACAUAAAUAUACAUAUACAUCCAUACAUACCACCAAAACCUGCAAUCAGAAGGCUCCUGCAAAGUUUGAGGCAUAUGUUGUAUUCAAUGUUUGUUAUUAUUAAUAACUACCUUAUAAGUUUAAAAAAAGAUUUUUGAAGAGAUGUUGGAUGAAUCGGCCUUGAGGAGUCAGCAGGGAGAGAAAAGAGGAGAUGUGUCCAUUAGAUUGUAUUUAUGAGGAGCUGUCUGCUUAAACUAAUAACAUUCUCUGCUGCCUGUGUUGUAAGACUGCAGGCCUAAAAGCACACAACAGUAAUGAUGCUGUGUAUCUGACAUGAUGCCAGUGAGUGGCCCCAUUUCCUUUGACAUAUCACCCCAUGCGAAGAGUUAUAGUCUGCAGCAGAGUACACUGGUGCAGAAACACACACUCAGCAUUUGGAGCAGAGGAGAGCAAAGAGAUGCUGGAGGAGAUAAAUCCUGCGUUGCUGGUGAUCCACACUGAGAUCUUUUGAAAAGCGAAGAGUUUCUCUAAACGUGGCAUUUGUAGAAAAGUUGUGUAACAUCUCUGCCACUGGCAUUUCUAGAUUUUUUUUUUGCAUCAGUGUGAAUAAUUAAUCUUCUACAUGUAGUUUUGGUUCCAACAUUUCAGGUCCUGUGAACUGUCUUUGUCGUCAGUGCUGAUCAGCUUCCCAUUAUUUGGUUAGUCAUAUGUUUUCCUCGAAAACCAAAGAGUACAGACUGUGCAGCACCCUCGUUGGGUGACUUUGUAUGGGUUUUUUAAAAGUCACACAGUAGUUUCUCUGUCCUCGCGGCCGCUGCAGUGGCUGUGUCCUCUCUCUGAGCUGUCUCAGUUAAGCUUUGUGAGCGGGAGCAUGUGCACUAGCUUCUUCUGUUCAAAGACGAGCAGAGGAGGAGGAGGAGGAGGAGGAGCUCAAUAAAGCGGAGAAUCACCAAAAAAGUCAUGUAAAGGCAUGAAUGCUUGUGGUUUUUGGAAAUUAGCCUCUCUUUCAGGCAUUGAUUUUGUCUCCUUAACUAUUUAUUUUUUAUUAUUCAACCCAUGAUUUAUAUCCAGGAACUUUAUGGCCACAUCCCUCACUGUUUGUCAUUAGCCCUCAAUAUCUUUACCAGUUUGUGUGGAUUUUGAUAUAGCAUCUCAACGACUCAGGUUUAAUUCUUACACAAAAGCCAGCAUUGAUGAAGGCUCAUUAGGGCAUUAGAUUAUCAAAGGUUGCCCACUGUGGCGUAGAGCAUUUACAAAUAAAGUCUUUAUUUUCCCAAAGCAAGAAGGAAAACAGGAAAACUGCAUCGAUAACCUGUCUGUGGCUGGGCUCAUGUUAGGCUUAAUGCAGCAAAGGGGAACGUUAGUUAAUGUCACAUGAUCAGCGGGAACAAUACCAGCAGUCCACACAGUACUCCUCUUUGUGUUGUUCUGGUUAAUCAGUUUGACAGCUUUUAAGUAUUCACAAAAGUCUCUCCACUUAGACUUUAACAAAAUGUAUUUAUAAAAUGGAGAAUAGUCAGUCGUGUGGUCACUUUAAAGCACACAGGAGGCUUUGAGCUCAGUGAUCUGCUGCUGCUGCAAAAAAGGCCUUUUAAAUGGCACCUCUUUGAUUCUGCGUCUUUGAGCGGGUUCAAAAGUGGUCAAAGUCCGGCACACAUUGAUAUUUAACAGAGCGAUUGAAGUCUUAAUGCCACAAGAGGUUAGAGGGGAGCAGGGGGUGGACUGUGUCAGGAGCUGGCCUACUUGGUGGGACAUUUAACCUCUGCUUUAUUCUCUGCGUGUGCACUCGCCCCAACCCUACAGCCACAAGUGCUAACAGAGCCAUUCAGUACCUACUGUAACUGUAACUGAAUUUAUGACAAUUUUAUAUCACGAUUAUUAAAAUUGUGUGAUUUGUCAUCUGCAUCACAAGCAAAUUUAAAACCAAAACAAACUCUGACUUCUUCAAAAAAGGGGAAAACUGUCAAGCCUCCCUUCUCUGUUUACCAAAGCAUGUGUGUCUGUCAAACUGAAUGAUAUCAAGUCAUUUGUACUUCACCUGAAAGGGACCACACACCACUUCUACGCUUAUUUUAAUUUGGUGAUGAUGCUCAUGAAAUUAAAUGAUAGAUUUUUGAGUGUUGUAGUUUCACCUUUUGUCAUAAAUAACGGAAGGAUUGAGCUCUGUUACCCCUCACAUUGUAUUACAAGCAGAUCUAAAAAACCAUCCAGUCAUUUCAAGCUUUUAUAUGUAACCUCUUUUUAAACAUCAAGCCUGUAUUUGAUGAUGAUCUUGAAUGAUGUCUCUCUCUUGUGAUCGCUGUAGCCCCUCUCGUCAUGCUCGCUGUGCCUCUCAGAUUCAUACUCCUCGCCUCCUCCUGCUCCUCUCCCUGCUCUCCUCUCCCCACCUGCUACUGCCUGAUAGUUUGUAUCAGCUUCCUGAUGCUCCUUAGCUGUGUUUACAUGGGCACAAAUAAUCUGAAUAAAUGCCCGAUUGGAUUAAAAAAGCAUCAUGUAAACAUGCCGAUAGGAAAAUUCUGAUCCAAUUCGACUCAAUCGGAAAGAAAUUGUAUUUCGAACAAGAGAGGUGGUUUAUACAGAUUGUUAUUCCGAAACGCGUCCAUGUAGACACUUAUUCUGAUCGUGACUCUUUAACCUGACUCGAUCGUCAGUACAGGAGGUUUUGUUAUUAACACUCUGGCAUAAAACACAACCGCAGGUGCCGUGUCUGCUCCUCUGAUAACAUAACAAGGCAAGCAUACAGCGUAACAAUGUCACACCUGCACACACAGUACAACCUUUGACAGAACAGUUAAUUAAGUACGCAAGGGCGCCAUCUAGUGACAACAUUUAACAGGGGGAAAACUCCUGCAUUGAAUGAACUGAGCCACUACUACCGCAUUUGUUGGUAUGUUGACAGCACAGGCGUAAAUACAACUCUUCUUCUCCUGCUGUUGUUUAACAAAAUUAGACAACUCUGUGCAUGUCCAAAUGCUUCUAAUCUGAAUAAAGCUUGGUGCAUGAUAGUCAUGAUCAGAUAAUUCGAUUUUGCACCCAUAUAAACAGUAGAUUCAGAUUUUCUGAUCCCUCGAAUUUUUAAUUUGAUCAAGAAAUUUUGCCCAUCUAAACAUGACUAAUGAUCUGAGCUGCUUAUGGUGAAGUGAAAGUGAGAGCAGUUUGAGGAGAGGAGCCACACCCAUGCUCUGCUGUGGCUUACACACAAUGUAUGAAGAACACUUUGGGUCUAGUACAGUAUGAAAAAUAUUGAUAAUUCCUUUAAACAACUACAAAUUCUGGUGCUGCGUCAAUAACACGAUAGGUGUGACAUGUAGAAAACUAUCUGGCGGAUGUAAAAAUUUAGCUUAAUCACUAUAAAGGUUCACAACAAAAUAUAACACAGGGAACAGUUAGACAAUUAAAAAGGAGAAGCUGGGACCUGAACGAGAUUAGCUUGCUUAAAAUCAACACAACUCGUACUUUCAGUUUCCUCAAAAGCCUGUAUCUAGCAGAAUUACGCUGCAGUGUUUACAAAGACUAUGAAUCUGACUCACAUACUUAGAUGUAUUAUUUUUUUGUAGUUUUGGUCAUUGCUUCUGCAGUUCACAAUAAACAUUGAAUUACCCUUUAACAUUAGAGUGGUAGGGUGUGCAUUUCCAGUAAAUUCAUGAGGCUGGACGGAUGAAAGCAUUAUACCGAGGGUUUAUCUGCUGGGGCAGAGUUUCACUGCUCUGCUGGCAUUUGAGGACAAGGCAAUGAUUAAAGGGACAGGCUAUUGAUCUGUUUCGCAUUAGGAUGAAAUGAGCUUGUAGGAGUGAUGUGCAUGGGUUCAUUUAAUUCGGCUCAAAGCCAAGAUUCAGCGCUACGUACGCCCAGACCGCAAUCUCCGACUGUAAACAUUCAAUGAGAGUCUUACAACUGUAGAUGAUGACCGGCGUGCGCUACGGCUCGGAGUUUUGAAAAUGUCACUCAAAGCUUGGAGUAAUUUUCAGGUCAGUGUGAAUUUCCUGCGCGGUGAACAGUCUUAAACCUAUCCCAGCUUUAGCUGAAAGCUCCCUGGUGGCCCUUUAAGGCGGUGGACACAUUGUGUGCUCUCUUUCUUUCCUUGUGUAUUAGGUAUUGAAUAAGUGACCUUUCUGGUUUGUAUGAGCUCAUGGGAAAAGUGGGUGUUUCCACAGGAAGUCAAAGCCUCUCCCUCCCCCUCCGUUUCUCUCGCUCUCCCUCUCCAUGUAGCCCACACUCUCCCUCCCCCUCAGACCUUUCAUUCUGUCUUAUUUUUUCCACUUUUUCUCACUUCAAGCACUCUUAAGUGCUCAACCAAACAAUACUCUGCACACAAAUUCCUGUGUGAACGCCGUGAAGCAUGAGAAGAAGGCUGAUGAUGUUGGGGGGGACUGACGGUGUAGAAAUGCAAAGAAACGGGUCUCCUCGUCCAUCUGCUAAACAUUAAACCCUUAUGGUGGCUGUGUGAUUACAGACAGCUGCUCAGGGUUGAGCCCCGGAGGUUCUGCAGAGGUUAAAGCUGCGUGUGUCGAGGGACAGGAAGUGAUGCACAGAUGCACUCAAUCAAAUUUCUCCAUGCUUAGAUCAAUGGUUUAUACUACAAUACUUCAUCAUGUGGAGUUUUGGUCAUACAAAAGUUUGGACAAGGUUGAGAUAUCUGUAAAGUCAGAGGCCUGUGAUUUACCCUGCAAGGUGGAAAGUGCCUCAAGUGUUUUGAUUGACGUCAUUAUUUCAGACUGUUUUAAUGAAAUCAGAUUUAAUUCAUUCAAACUCCACAUGAGGUAAACAGAACUCGUACUAAAUGAAGUAGAUCUAAGUGUUUAUUUAUCGACUUCACGAUCUGUGACCUUCAAAAAGCGUUAAAGCUGCUGUGAGCGAGCAGGCGGGUGCAGACCAGGUGAUAGACAGUAAACUGGAAACAUAGCUUUGCAUCCAUGAACACAAUGAGGUGAUAUGUUUCUUCUGUUCAAAGACAACAGGAUAACAGGACAAAAGAUACAAUUACUUUGUCCACAGGGGGCGCUAAAAUUGGUGCCAAGUAAAAGUUCCUCACAGCAGCUUUGAUCAAACUUUUGUGGUUAGUUUCUCUCCUGAUCCUCACUUUUUUUGUUGACAAAGACGUAUUAGAAGUCACACUAGGGCUGGGCGAUAUGGUAUCGGUAAAUUUUCGGUUUAUCGCCCAGCCCUAAAUCACACUCCUUGUUGAUUUUGACUGAUCUGUGAUGGUGAAAUGACAUUGAGGAUCAUGGUAAUAGAAAUAGAAAUGAUCUAUUUUCAACUGAGGGCAUUUUUGUGCUUAGGGUGCUGAGUGUUGAAAAUAUUGAACUGCAUUGAUUUUGUGUGAAAAAAGGAGCUUUAUUCAUGAAAUUGCUGUUGAUGGACAAAAGCCCUAAUGCUUUCCUCUGUGAUAAAACAUGUGUUGUAACUUCCAUGGAGGCUCUUUAUAUAAAUAUAUAAAUACAAGUUACCUUAAAGCUCCUGUGCUUACUGUUUAUCUGGUCAUGAAUCAGAAGGGCAUUACAUUUGAUGCAAACUUUGUACUCUUAUGUACAGUUACGGUUUAUACCCAAAACUGUGGCUGGGGAAGGUGUCAGUAGAACUUUAGUCUUUAUGCUGCUAAAAAGCUUAUUUUGUUUGUUUGUUUGUUUCCUCAGCAAAGAUUUUUGGUAAGUUUGACUACAACAAACUUACCAACCAUGUCCAACAUAACAUGUCAUGUAACAUGUCCACAACAAAAUCGGCACGCUCCAAAAGUCCCUUACAGUAGCUUUAAGAAGAAAUUUAAAGCAUUCGUAUUAAAGCCAUUCUGUUGCUGCUGUAUUGAUAAUGAUAAUGCAGUAUGUGAGUAGUUUUUUUAGGUUAAAAUUGGAUCAUCAUCAUCCCCAUUCAUUCUGCUGUCGUCCAGCAGAGGCUGUGACCUGAAAGGCUCCACAUUGUUUGGCACGGAGUCUGCGGUGUCCUUAAUUGAGACUGCUGAGCUUGGCACUGGCCCACUGAACAAGUUUUACAAACAGCGUGUCUCACCUGUCAUCCGGAGGGCAGCUAUCACCGGCCUACCCUAUUUGGUGUGUUGGUCACAUUUAUCCAGGUUUUUUGUUGCUGAUAUCUCAAGUGUGGCAGCUUAAUGUUGCUCCAUCAGCAGCUCAGUAAAGCCUAAGCUGAACACUCACUGUAAAUAAAUUAGAGCUGCUACUCAGUACUUUUCUGAUUUCUUGUCUGAGCUCUUAGUCUAGAGUUGAAAUGAUUUAUACAGGUGAUAUGUGUCUUUACAGCGAAGGAGAGUCUCUCUUUCAAUCUUUCAAACACAACAUCAGUAGGAAACCAGAGCUGAGUCUUCCUGUUUCUCUGCAGCAACAUUUUACACACUCAAAACUUGUUUUUGUCUUUUGAUGUCUCCUUUUUUUUCAUGAACAAAACUAAGACAAAAGCUUGCGUAAACAACAACUCUCACCAAUCUCAACUUUAGUUUGAUUUUCACAAAGCAUGAAACCAAGUUCAGCCCAUUUUUGCCACCCACACCUUCCUCUAGAAGUUGGUAAGCAUCUUUUUAUGUUUUGCUUGCCCACAGUUUACACAAAAAGUGAGUUUGAGUGAUUGCUCAGUGUCAUAGAGAAACAAGUUUGGUUUUUAUUGAUGCUUUUACAGAAGAUCAUAUGGUUAGUGUCAUAUAUAUACUAGGGGUGGGAGGAAAAAAUCGAUGCAGCGUAUUAUCACGAUAUUUUGUCUUUUGUUAUAUUGUAUUGUCUCAUUGACCAAGUAUCGAUUUUUCAAAUUAAUUGCCAAUAUAGAGUCAAAUCUAUGAUUAUGAAAAAAUAAACAGGAGAAAGUUAGUAAAACAAACAGGGAUGCACCGAUCUGUUAUUUAGAUCGGAUAUCGGCUCCAAUAUUGACAAAUUAACCAGUUCCGAUCCAGUCUUUUUUUUCUUUUAAUUAAUAUCGUACACAGCAACACAGUGAUUCCGUUCGCUCUAUAUACUAUGUGUGUCUAUCCUUUUGCACUAAAUGUUCAUAUGGAAGUCCUACUUCUUUUUGCUGUGUGCUAAUGUGCAAAUUGUUAUUUGUCAAUGAAUAAUAUUAAGUACAUUUAUAUCCAUGUUAAUUUGUUCCCUUUUUUUAACAAGGUUAAUGUCAAUGAUGCCUUCACUCACAAGGCAAAGUAUACAGUUCAUUCAACAGUAGUAUUAGAUCAGUAUCGGAGAUCGGCCAAUACGCUCAGCCCAGGUGUCGGUAUCAGAUUGGAUUGGAAAAAAAUGGAUCAGUGCAUCUCUGAUAAUAUAUAUGGUUUGCAAGAUGUGCUAUAGGCAAAUGCUAAAUUAGCUAAACAGUUGAAAAAAUUGUAUUAAUUGCAAUAUAUUGUAUCACAAUACUCACCGUAUUGCAAAAUGUUAAAAAUCGCAAUAAUAUCGUAUUGUGGCUCAAAUAUCGUGAUAAUAUCAUAUCGUUGGGCCAAUAGUGAUUCCCACCCCUAAUAUUUACCUGUAUUUCUAAUAUCCUCUUGCCCAUAUUAGCUCUUCGACUAAAUUGUGGUGUUUCAGGCUGUCAUACUUAAAUAUGAAUGAAGAGGCCUGGGAAUAUUACAAGUCUGCGGAUUCAAACAGAGUUUUUCCUGGAGCAAUUCACAAGGAUGCUGAUUUAUCUUUAAUUAAGGAAUAACUAGGGCCGAUGAUUCUUAAGUCAGGGUCUGUGAAUCCUCAUUUGGCGUGAGGCCAUGCUGAAGGUAAUUAGCUCCUCACAGUGUUUAUGACUAUUUGUUUAAGCUCUGCAUUCUCAUUAUGACAGUUAAGUCGGCAGACACACAUUCUCCCUCCUCUGCAUAGGUGCUGCUGUGUGUUUUUAUUAAUUAAUCUCCGUGUUUCUGCAGUUAAAAUCUCAGUUUUCUCCAUUUAGCUGCUGAGUCAGUGGUUUUCUGCUCUGUGUGACUAAUGAUGCUUUAUCUGUCACAGAGGAUGUUCUAACCAAACAAGUAGGAUGAGUGACAGAGAUGGAAAAGGAUCUAUAUUUAGUGUGAGUAAAGCAGUUUGUGUGGAGAGGAAGUGGGUGCAGAGUGCAAGCGUGAUGUUGAUUACACACCGACACACAUUUCACCCAUUCUUGUUUUUCUCGAGGUGGAAAACCAGCAGAUGUGACAGACAGGAUUCAACCGGGUUAUGUCUUAAGUCAAACAUUUGUGAAGGGGAGAAGAAAGUGCUCGAAAAUGGGGUGCAGGGAAGUAGUGAAACAGCUACGGAAGAAGAUAAGGGCCACUGGGGGGACAAAAGGUCCAAUACAGUUUUUUAAAAUUAUUAUUCUGAGUUUAAAGUCAGAAAUUCUGAGAUGAAAAGUAAAAAUUCUCAGAAAAAUCUCAGAAUUUUGAAUUUCUUCACAGAAUUCUGACUUUAAUCUCAGAAUUCUUUUUUUUCCCCUCUAAUCAAUCAUUUUUAAUAAAAAUUAUAUUGAACCUUUUUUUGUAAGUGGCCUUAAGAUUUCUUAAGUUAAACAUUUGUGAAGGGAAGAAAAAAAGUGCUUGAAAAUGGAGUGUAGAAAAGUAGUAAAACAUCUACGGCCACUGGGGAAAAAAAACAAAAAAGGUUCGAUAUAAUUUUUUUAAUUAUUAUUUUGAGAAUUCUGAACUUUCAGAAUUCUGCCUUUAAUCUCACUAUUUAUUUCCCAGAUUAACAAUUUUUAAAAAAUUAUGUCAGAACUUUUUUUUUUCAGUGGCCCCUAUCCUCUUCCGUAAAUAUCAGACUUUCCCCUCUUUAAAAAAAAUAACAGAAAUUUUAAUUUUUUUUGUGGACCCUAGUUUCAUGACUCCCUCUUCUUUGUGUGUUAUUAUCCUGGUCAGUCCGUCUGUGUUCUCUCGACCCAGAACAGCUCAGCACAAAAAAGCUGUCCUGCAGCUGCGACUUAUCCACCACCAGUCCCCGAGUUCACGCUGAAAACAGGCCUCUAAUGUUUUCCUGGUGUAAGCAUGCAUGAGCCGUGUAUGUGUGUGUAUGUGGGUGGAGGGCUGGGAUGUAUGGCUGGAAUGUUGGACGGGAACUGAGUGACAGGUUUGGACUUUGGUAGGUAGGCGGGGUUCGGGGAACAUGCCGUCUGUGACAUCACCACCACCCGAACGCGAGGCUCAGCCGGGCCAGCUGCCUGUUGCAGAGGUGGAGUUUCCUUCCGGCUAAAGCUGACCAGGGGCUGAGUGUGGCCUGACCCACCUCGCCAACAACGUCCAAACUGUACUGUAGCUCCGGUCUGCGGGGUUCCUUGGAUUUGUGUUUCUCCCUGUUUUCAUAGAGAUCUACCAACUUAGCUGCUCUGUACAGUUUGGUGUUGUGCUUGUGUGGUGAUCAGCAUUUUUCUAUUUUUCUUUCAAAGCUGGACACCAUGUUUGACCCCUUUAAAUAAACUUGACUUUCACUGCUGCUGCAAAGGCUUAAACCCCAGGAAGUAAAUAAUCCUGUUUUAUCAGCCUACAAAGACACGCCCACAGAGACGGUCAUGUCAGUACUGGUCCAGUAAUUGUUUUAAGUGGAGCUCUAGGAUGUUCAAUUUCUUUUUUCUUUUUUUAUUUUCUCACAUCCACUUUCACAAUAAUAAUUCAACAGCCAUUAGAACAUUUCAUUUUACAAGUGGUUUUAGUAAACAAUCACCUUUUGUUUUUCUUUUUUUUGUUAUAUAUAUAUAUAUAUAUAUAUAUAUAUAUAUAUAUGUACAGGUGCAAAUGAAUAAAUCAAAAAACCAAAAUUUUCGAAAAUUUAAGAAAGAAGGAAAAGUAAAAAAAAAAGACCUUAAAAAAACAACAAAGAAGGCGAAAGAAAAAAAUCUAACAAUAAAAAAAAGAACAAGACAAAAACAACAUAUCAAAGACAAUACCAAUCAUCGGUUAUAAAUUCCCUUUAUAUAAAGAUCCUUCGUCGAUUCAUAAAGAUAUUCAUAUCUUUAUCAUUUACCUCUGGGUAUUAUUUACGAUCUCGCUCAGUGCCAAAAACAAACAGACAAAAAGCUUUAUAGGUUAUCAUUCCAUUUGUUCUCCCACCACCUCCAUUAAGGAUGUUCAAUUUCUUUGCAUCUUUACAUCCUCCAUACAAAGUGCAAGUUUGAUAACAUUGACUUUGGCUCGGUAGUUUGUUGCGCAGACUGGAACAAACUUGCUGACUUGUGUGAGUGUAUGUGUGCAGACUCACUCUCCAAGAAUGGAGGCCCACUGGUUGACCCCACUGCGAGUGUGUGUAUUUACAAAUAUUUUUGAUGUCAAGUCAAGGCAAGCCACGUCUAUUUUUAGAGUCCUAUGUGACAUAACACCAUUUCCUCUUGGGGGUGAUCUAUAAAGCAAACAGGUUUUUUUUCCUUUUUUGUGCAAAAAAAAUGUUUCAUGAUCUACUGUGAUCAUCAGAUUACAUUUUUAGCUUUUUUUAAUAGGGAACUACGAGCUCUUUUAGAUAGACUAUGUGACAUUUGAAUGUGUAAUAGAAGGUUCGAGUCAAAGUUGGCAUUUGCAGGUCUAGAAACAAUCUCAAUAAGACAAGUUCAACCAUGAUAUGUUCAUUAUGGGCAUCUGUUAUAAUCUGAUUUAAAAACCAAGAUAUAUGACUUCUAUCAGGAAGUAUCUGAUCUAAUAAACAUAAACAACAGAAACAACAUUUGAUGGUUUUCUUAGGGUAGUUUUCUUGCUCGACAGUUUUUGUCAUUAGUCAAUAAGGUAGAGAGGUUUGAUCCAGAGUUGAAGAGUUUGGACCGUCAGUUUUUGCUUCUUCAAACUCUCAGGCAGCUCCUCUUGACUCAUCCAGCCUGAGUCAUAUACCUGAUGAAGUCACGGACUAAUGUAAGGAUUUAAAGGUCACACAUUACUGGACGUGACUCAGGCGGGCUUAUGUCACACAGUUAUUGGUAGUCCUCCUGAGUCAUGCUACUUGUUCUGCUGGCCCAUAUGGCUUUGCCCAGGCUAAGCCUCAGCCCCCCUAUUAGCUCUGGCUCUGGCUCUGCUGGCGCUGCAGAACAGCCUCAUCUAUCACGGGAAACGGCUCUGAGAGAAUCAGCUCAGUCAGAGCAGCGAUCAGCAGCUCGCCACACCACACCACACCACCCUCGCAUGUGCAGGGAGGAAGAAGAGGAGUAGCCAGAGGAGCCCAUGCUCAGUGCGGCUGUCUGGGGGUUGACAGAAUAAGAAUAAGAGGGUGAUGGGAAGCUGAGGUCACGUGCUGAUGAAGCUACAAGAGCAGGCUGGGAGAACAGGGAUAGAGGGAGGGACCAGUAACACAAGAACCUUUUUUUUUUUUCUUUCUGUCUCCGUCUGGGCGUCUGGAGGCACACUGGCAGGGCAGUUGCAGAGCAGUGAGGCACGUUCAAGGAUACACAGUAUACUGAUGAAUUAUUGAGCAGUGGUGAGUGGAUGUGACACAGGCCAGUAUACUUGCGUGCUGCAGAGCAACUAGAGGAGUGGAAGGGAGAGAUUACCUGCAGCAACACAGAGCUGCAGGUGAGAUGAAGCUAUUUGUAUGCAGAGGGUACAAGAGAUACCUUUAAAUGGUCACACACACUGAGGAACUAGACCAGCUGUGAUUUUUUUAGGCCUUUUAAAAAAAAUCAAAGAAAUCAUAUAAGUGAAUAAAACAAAUGAUAAAAUGUCAGAAGGGAUAAGGGGUGAGGAGAGCGGCCUAUUUUAAUGCAGUGGAACUGUAAUAAACAUGAACAAGUAAACCCUGCAUGUCAGUACAUUACAGAUAGCACAGACAACAAGUAGGCUGUGGGUUCGAAUCCUUGUAAGGGCCCUUUCAUGGACAGCCUCUUAGUCCUGGGUUCUAUGAUGGGUACAAAGCAGAAAAGCCUGUAGAGGUAGAUCUUUCAUAGUGUCACCGAGAGCACUAUGUAGAUUCUAAAGCCGAAAACAUACAGGAUCCGUACUGAGCGCGUUCAGUAUUUGCUCCGUAGAGCAGCAUUUGGUUUCACAUACAGGAUGCGUAUUUGGAGCGUAGCAGCAGCGUAGUGCAGCCCCGGUCAGCUGGGUUCAGUAUAGAGGAAACAACAUGCUCACAACAGGUUGUUUUGCCUUUUUGUGGUCUAUUUCCUGCUAAUUUGGAUAUAAUUCAGUGACUGUUGAGCUUGUACUGUAUGUGAAAAAGCAACUCGUGUUUAAUAAAGUAAACUAUGUUCCUUUAUGGUGUGGUGUUGCCUUCAGACAGAGUCCUGAUGGGGUCCACAUGGAUCAGGGAUUGACUAUCGGAUUGUUCUGUGUCACUGAUAAAUCCAUAGCUAGUAGGUAUUUCUCAUCUACACAAACUGAUACACAGUCGGGAGUCUGCAUAUGGUGUUUUAUUUUAAAUACCGGAUGACAUGCCCGGUUUUCGUGCUUGACUUCCUGUCUAGAACAAUCUUCUCUGUGUGGAUUGACGCGCAUUGUAAGCGUAGAGCAGCAAAAAUAGACUUGCCACGUAUCUUUAGCAGUGCUACUCUUGAUACGAUGCUGCGACGGAGCUGAUACCCGUCCUGUAUGCUUUCCUGCAUUGAUUAGAAUGGCAACCUAUUUGCUGCUUGAUAUGCGACGAUGCUGCCACGCUCCAAAUACGCAUCCUGUAUGUUUUAGCCUUAACAGUAUGUUGAUUCUGGGUUCAAAUCCCAGCAGCACUAACUCAUAUGAAGCUAGUAUGGCCAGGAUCUCACCACCAGUCUCCAAAAUGCCUCCAACAAAGUGCAAUGAAAAGGAGAUAAAACUAAAUAAAAACAUGCGCCACAGCAGCACUGUUUAACGGCAGGCGGGAUUUGGGUUCAAAUCCCUGCAUUUCUUGUAUAGCUAGAAGGUUCUGGCUUUGCUCGAGUGUGAACUUGACUGACUUUUAAAUCACCGGCUUUGGAAAUAAAACUGUUGAGAUGAGAAUAAUGAGAUGAAAAGACCUACAAAAGCAAGCACUGGUAAUGAAAAUAUCCGGUGUUCAAAUCCUAGAGGGGUAAUGCUCGUGUCUCAGGUGAUUUUUCGACAUGUCUUGGCCUGUAGUAGCCAUCUCUCAAUAAUACAAAACAGUGUAAUGCAGUUAAUGCAGCAUCAAGUGUCAAAUGUACUCAUACUGUAAGCUCCCUUUGUGUCCCUUGCAGGCGGUUAGUCACUGUGUAAAACAGCUCACACUUUAAGACACCAACAUGUCUGUAACAGUAAAAGUUUAAUUUGGCUUGUUGUUAGAGCAACAGGAAAUCUUGUCUGGAUUGAGUGUCCUUGUUUUAGGGUGUUGGUUUGACAGCCCCAAGCACUCCCCUCAGCUGUCACCACUUAACUAGUCCCCGAGGAGAGCCAGAACUACAAAACAUGGGAAAAAUGUAAAAAAUGCAUGACUCCUACUCCACCUCCACCUCCUCCUCCCUGGCUCUCUGCCCCCCCCCAAUGGCCCCACCCGUCCAGUUUUGGGUUACUAGGAGACCAGAAAUUGUCUCCAGAAUGAGGGAAUCAAAGCCUUCAGGAUUGAGCGAUGUGUGUUGUCGCUGAGGAAACGUCCUGUAAAUGUGUUAUUAGCAUGAAAACCAGCCUGCCGUCUGAACUUAAGCAGUAGGUGUGGUGGUGUGAGGGGAUAUUUUCUUCAGGGUUUUUGUGCAAGUGUCUGCAGACAGCGUGUUUACCUCCUGUCUGCAGAAGGGCAGUAAAGGUAGAGGUCAGUAAGAAUGUUUGUGCUGUUUUCACCAAAAACACAGAGACAGAGUGGCUGUUUGCACUGAAGCAAGCUGGUCUUACUUUCUCUUUCUUUACCUGAAUUUAUAGUUUUUUCCAAAAAGGAUUUCAGUAUAUCUCUGCGGAAAGUGCUGUUAAGAAAAACAGUUUAGUGUUUUACUCUUUAAUGUAGAUGGACAAUUUUGUCUCAGCAUGUAAUGCACAAAGGAAAUGUAAGGACUGCAAAAACAAAAAAUAAAAAAAAGGAUUAUGUAUUUCUGGUGACAGUAGGGCUGGGCGAUAUCGGGAAAAGAUAGGGAAAUGUAUCAUGAUAUAAAAAAUGAAAUUUAACAGUGCUUAUUGGUAGCAUGUCUUUUGCAAUACAAUAAGCUACUGCAACUGUGGGGUCUUUGUGUCUUUUGGUGUGAGGCGUUGCGUUAGAGAAAGUGGACUGAAUGGUCGGCUGUUUCGGCUGCACAGACUCCAUGGGCUCCUUGCUCCACUUGGGGUUUGUAACCUUUCGCAUUGCGCGUGGUCUGCUGCAUGGCACUGCUUCAGUGCUGUCGGCUUCACGUGUUAAAGUACAAUGGUUGCAUGUAGUUGCAGCCUGCUACUACACAGUUGUUUGCAACUUGAUUCUAAUUCAGCACAUGAUUGGUUCAGUGUGAAGCGGACCGGGAGAAACUCUCCUUUUCAUUGGCUGUUUGUAUAGUCUACCAAAACAUGGCAGAAUGCAGACUAUAGAAAAGCAUAUUGACCAUGUUUUAUAUUGAUAUUGAGGGAAAUUAAUUUUUGAUAUCAUUAUCGAUUUAUCGCCCAGCCCUAGGUGAGAGUGUAAAAAAAAAACUCCAAACACCUAAACUAACUGGUUCAAAUCUGUUUAUUCCUGAGUUAGAUCAUUUGGGGUGCAUGUUUGAAUGAAAGGUGCUUUACAAACUUAAUUUCAAUAAAAAAAUAAUAUCAAAUCCACAGUUUUACUCGUUUAAAAGACACCUAUUAUGUGUGUUAAGAUUAAAAAUGCAUUGUACCAUACUUGACCACGCAAAAGAAACUCAAUGUUGGUCCCUCACUUUGUCAUAAUUUGCCCCUCCAUAAAGUAAUAUUUGAGCAGGCCCUGCUCUAUACUGUCAGUAUUGAAUUUUUACAUAUAGCUUUGAGUGAUGUAUUGUCCCCAGAAAUAUUCACAUUUUCCUCUCUCUUCCUCUUCUCUCUCUCUUCUACAGUCAUACUUUGUCACUGACUAUGACCCCACGAUUGAGGACUCCUAUACUAAGCAGUGUGUGAUCGACGAAAGGGCGGCCCGGCUGGACAGUAAGUGCACUUUGCUGAACAAUCAUCACCACACAGUCAAGGAGAAAUAACACACAUGUGGCCUUUCAGUAUGUCUCUAAAGCACUCAAGGAAUUGAUCCCAAAGUUGCUGCAAGUUAUUCUAUGUAUGCGUGCGUGUGUGUGUGUGUUUGUGUCACUGUGUGUGCCUACGCUCUCUAGUCCUCGACACGGCUGGACAGGAAGAGUUUGGAGCCAUGAGAGAACAAUACAUGAGGACAGGGGAGGGCUUCCUGCUCGUCUUCUCCGUCACUGACAGAGGAAGGUGAGUGACACUUUCUUGCUCUCUUUGCGCUCACUUUUCUUCUCUUUGCGUCUCUCUGUCUCUCUUUCCGUUUGCACAUCUCUGUUUACUCCUCACAACUACUGUCUCUCUCUCUCUUUCUCUGGCCCCCUCCCCUCUCCUCCCCUCCCUCUACUAAAGGCAUAAAUCUUACACCCAUACUCUCACUUGUUGCCGCUUGUACUUCCGGUCCCUGCUGCUGUGUUUCUUGUUGUCAUUUUUGUUUUGUUCUCAACACUACCCUCCCUCAUCCUGUUCUCUUGAAUUCACUCAUUUUAUGCACCUUAGUUUCUAUUUAAAGGGAUGUAGAAAGUUUCCACUUGUUGUGAUGUUGCAGUCAUACAUAAGAGCCUUGGGUUUUAGUGUUUCACUCUGUUAGAAUAUACAGCGCCCAGCAGAAGUCUGUACACCCCCCUAAAAGUAAUGUAUUACUCAGUAACUAGAUGAGCAAAAGUAGAAUUUCCAAAGUUUUGACAGAGCUGAGUUUCACAUAACAUUUUAUUUACCAUAAGACAAAAAUAAGGGUGAUAUGGUAAUAAAAAAUUUGCUUUGCUCCCAGAACUUUGAUUGGUGUGUCCUCAUUUUUGCAUCCUGAUUUUAAACUGAAAAAAGUAAUUUUUUGUAUGCAGCUUGAAAAGUCUUGUUUGCAAUCACUGACCUACAUUUGGGGGAGUAUUUUGUUGUAUAGUCUAACAUAGAAAAUGUUGAUUUUGAAAGAAAACUAAAGGUUUUCUGACAACUAUAAAGGGGUGUACUCAUUUAUGCUGAGCACUGUACAUCUAAACUUCAUUUCUAGGAUUAAAAAUUGCAUGAAUUGGCUUUUAAUAUACCCUUCACCCAAAAACAAGGUGCCUGAUUCCAUUAUCAGCAUAUAAACCUCAAGAUUCACUGUUUUAACUGUCAUAGAGAUGAUGUAUCUGCGCUUAAGUCACCUGUUUUAUAUUUGUCUUACUCUACACUUGAGGUAUUAUCCUCUUAGUCAGUCUGUCACACCCUGUCGUCCCAGCCCAACUGUUAAGUUCGCUGUCUCUCCCUGCCCCCACCCUCUGUCCCCUCCCAGUGUUUAUGUUGUAAACAGUCUUUCCUUCCUCCAUUUAUAUUAGUCAAGUCUUUCCAGAUUUACUAUGUGCGCACAAAGCCGUCUGCGGGCCCGUGGCUAGAAUGCCAUCUUUGGUUUGUGGUCACAUUCGGUCUCUUUUUUCCUCCCUCAGAUUGACAUUUUUAUUAGCUCUUUGGUAGAAAAAGUGCACAUGGCAUUUGUAUUAUUGUGGGAUAAGAGUAAGGUCAGUGCACAGAGCUGAGCCUCAGACAAAUACACUUUCAUGUUUUUAGAAUCGUCCCCUUUCUUUCAGACUCACAGGGGUAAUAGUGACCUCAACUUCAGGGUGACGGGUGAUAUCAAGUAGUUAUAUAACCAGUUUGUGUAAAACACCAGCUAACACCAUGUUUUGUGUUUUACAGUUUUGAAGAAAUCUACAAAUUCCAAAGACAAAUUCUUCGGGUGAAAGACAGGGAUGAAUUCCCGAUGAUCCUCGUAGGGAACAAAGCAGAUCUGGAGCAACAGAGACAAGUAAGUCCAGCAGCAGAGUGCACGGAUCUGAACCCGCUGAAUGACAGAACGUGCACCCUGUUUGAUCCUCUGAUGAGAUAAUAUCAGUCAGUCAGUCAGUCGAGAAGAGUCACAUUUGCAUAUGUAAAAAAUGGAAGCAAGCGUUUGCAGCUGCAGCUAGCUACUAAGACACAACAGGAUGUGAGUGAAAGGAUAAAAGAGACACUGUAGAGACGGUGUUGUCAGGAGGGGAGGAUGGAUGGAGAGAAAAGGGAGUGUGAUGAAAUGAUGAAUCCUGUCUGUUGGCAUGCAGAGGCUCAUUGCCUCCUGCAGUGAAUACACACUGCCCCCUUGUGGUGUGCAGAAGAGUUUCAUGUAGAUGUUGCUGACAACUGUAAAUGUUAUCGAUCCUUUUGAUAUGGAACAUGUAGAUGCCCAAGACAUUAUGUAAUCGUUACUGCAGAACUUUGUAUUGCGAUUUAUAAUGUACUGUUAUUUAUCAUGCCGUGUGUUUUGUAUAUUUUGUCUUGUGUGCUCCUGCUUGGGGACAAAUAUAGAUAUUGAUUAAUUGAUUGAUUGAUUGAUGGAUUAGCUCCUGAGGGAAUCUCUGCAGUAUUCAAACAGAAAAACAAUUCAAGUGUAGGUAAUGGUGUGGGCAUCCUUUUACAUUUGUUUUACAAUCACAUGUUCCCCCACUAUCAGAAAUGAUGAGAACACAACCAAACAAUCUGAUGGCGAGUUUCUCUAAGUGUUUGGCAGUAUUUUACAUCUUUGAAAAUUUAUGCUAAUUGAGUUUUUUGUUUGUUUGUUUGUUUGUUUUUUAUAAAGGGGGCAGACAGCAAUUGGAUCAAUUACUUGUUGCAUUAUUCAAAUCCAAAUUACGUGCACAGCUGUUUAAAAGAGGAGGAUGGGGUUAGCCUCCAGCUGCGUCUCUAAUGUAUACUAAAGAAAAUGCAAAAUGCACCACUACUAAAAUGUUUUUGUAUAUAAAAUGACUCUGACUUUGGUUUGAUAACCACGGUAUGAAAUAAUUUUGAGAAAAGGGCCAGAGGAAAUGUUCUGAACAAAUGGACAGUUGUGGGCGUGGAUGAAAUUAAAAUGAGAAAACAUUUGUGGGAUACAAUACAAACUGAGCUCUGCAGGCAAAGGCAGAUGCAUUCAGAAGGUAUUGCAAUUAUUUACUAUUGAAUUAUAACAGCAGAAAACACAGCUAUGUUGUUGGUUUGGGAAACUGGGAUCUUGGACAAUAAAGGAAAAAGUAUUAUGAUUAAAAAUUGACACUAUAGAUCCCUCCUGAGGAGGGACUGUAGUUAUCACCAAGUAACGGCACAGAUUAAUGUUUAUUAGUUAUUUGCUUGUAAUGGUACAUUAACAUGUUAAUAACUGUGUGUAGUUGUACAAUAGUUAUAGUUACCUUUAUAUAUACAUAUAAAUAUUCCCAAAUAAGUAUUUAUGAAUACAUGUGUAUAUAUACAGUACAUGUGAGUAUGUGUUUGGAUAUCUAAUCACACAAUUGACUGUAAAGAUAAAUGUGUAUACAUGUAUCAACACAUAUCAAAACUGAACUUUUACAUUUCUGAAUUUAUAUUCAAGUAUUGUUACUAACCUUAUACAAUUUAUGAUAAAAUAUUAUAAAAUCAGAACAUGUUUAAAAGAGAUGAUUAUCCUACAUGUUGGUAUUUAAAGAGAGAGGCUUGGCUGGGUCUUAAAUUAUUUAUUAUUGUUAAGUAACAGAGAAAGGUUAGUAUUCAAUCAGUGUGUCUUCCUCCCACCCUCUUUUCAGAUAUGUUAACAAAACAUCUAUCAGUAAUGAAAUGGUUUUCUGCAUUGUUUGUGUAUUUUGUGUGUAUUUUGUACUUUUUUAUUUGUUUGAAAUAAUUCAAUUCAAAAGAAGAAUAGUUAAUGAAAACCUAAAUAAAGCAUCUGAUCGAUGAGCUGAGAUCAAUAUUUAAUGGGAGCGACGGUGUAAGUAGUUGUAAAGCAAAGUAUAAUGCAAAUAAAUAGGUAGAUAUGUCGAUUACAAUCAGAGUGUUUUGAGUUGGAGUCUUGUCUUACCGAAGACAAGUCCCUCCAAACCCACAGUUAGGAGCGCUACCAUGGCAACAGAUUCUAAUUUCCCCUCUUUCAGCACAAACAAACAUUAAACUAAACAUUUCAAUCAAGUUGACACGAGUAUACAGUAGUUAGCAUUUAACUGGACAUUUACACAGAAGCUUAUGAUGGGUAAGGUAAACGGGUUCUCUACAGGAAUACAAAUGUUGUCUUUGUCCUCAUUCAGCUCUUCUUCUUCUCUGAUCUUUACUGUUGACAUGCCUUUGAAGAUAAAAAUGGGGCAAAAAUACCACCUUUCAACCCUUUUGUUUACUAAGUCUGCUGUCAUUGCCUAGACUGUCGAUAAAGAUCGAGUUGUUUAGCCUACCAAUUAAGCAUGCUAACAAAACUAACAUUUUUAGCUCAUGUCUGUUAGUAGGAGUGAUUUGGAUGCUUGGAGCACAUUGAUACUGUGACAAACAGUGGGGUUAGGUUUUAAUCCAUGCAAAGAAGUUAAAAAUCUGGAUGUUAUAUUUGAUUCAAAUCUUUGUUUUGAGCCACACAUACGGUACGAGAUGUUACCAAAAAGGCAUUUAUCGUUUAAAGAACAUCUCCAGAGUGCACCAAUUUUUCUCUCAAGCCAAUGCAGAGACUUUUAUUCAUGCUUUUAUCACCUGCAGAAUUGACUAUUGCAAUUCUUUCCUCUCUGGUCUUCCUAAAAGGAAAAUUUCACAGCUUCAGCUUCUACAAAAUUCAGCUGCACGCAUGCUGAUGAAGACCAGGAAGAGAGCCCACAUCAUGUCAAUUUUAAAAUCUCUGCGUUGGCUACCUGUGUCUCUUAGAGCAAAAUACAGCACUUUCUACUACAUUCUAUGUAUGAAAAGUGCUUUAAAAAUAAAGUUUGAUUGAUUGAUUGAUUAAUAAGCACAUCACAGAGGUGCAGUAAAGCCACUGUUUGUGUUCAAAUGUUACAAAAGAUUAUUCUCUUUUGUAUUAUUCACACAAAUAGCAAGGUUACUCCUUUUUGUGGUUCUACAAUUGUCUUCAUCGUUAUUCACUCCAUGCUUACAAGACUCCUUAGGAGGUAUUGUCAGCAAUCCUUUGACAUGAAUCCCUCAUUGUUGUCACAUCCCUCUACCUCAGGUAACCCAGGAAGAAGGCCAGCAGCUGGCUAGACAACUGAAGGUCACAUAUAUGGAGGCCUCAGCCAAAAUCCGUAUGAACGUAGACCAGGCUUUCCAUGAACUGGUUAGAGUAAUCAGGUUGGUGAGUUAUAAAUGAUUCCUAUACACGUCUAUUUUAUCAGUUUUGUUGAAAGGUUAGCAAAUAAAAUGUGCAAAUUACACCCCAGAAGUUAAUGUAUUGUAUUAAAUUAAAUUAGUGCAAGUACAGACCACACACACAAAAAAACCCAGCAUGAUUAGUGUUGUAAUGAGAUGAGACUCUGCACGUGUUCCCAAGAAAGUACUUUUGCUUUCUUCAUACUCACAGGAAAUUCCAAGAACAGGAAUGUCCACCGUCGCCGGAACCUACGAGGAAAGAGAAAGACAAGAGCGGCUGCCAUUGUGUGAUCGUCUGAGUCUGCCUUAUCACUGUAACUCAUGCAGCUACUCUGUAUCGCCCCCACCCACCCACCCACUCUGCCUGACAUCACAUCCUCAGAGGAUGACUGACCGCUGCCUUCUUCACGUGCAUGACUUCAGACAGCCUUUUCUGAGAUACUUUGACCAGGAAGCGCUGUCCCCAGGACAUCACUAAGGACAACUGACAACGCCAAAUUUUAACACCACUCUACCUUCAGUUGUAAUCUAAUCCACACAAGAGAGUCCCAACACUAAACAUUGCCUUUUAAAUCAGCCUGACAGAUUAAUGUUUUGUACUCUGAAGGACUUCUCUUGCCUUGUAGUGACAUUUGUACUUGCUACCGAGAUUGAAUGAAAACUAUAUAUCCAGAAUGUUAAUGAGUUUCUUUAGUUUUUCAGAGUCUGAGCAGAGCAGAGAGAUUAUCUUAUGAAGCUUUGUGUAUGUUGUGCCAUACCCACCUUUACUCCCAUGUGCUAAUCUGCUACUGUACAUAUGUGACAUUUGUUGUGAUUUUCAAAGUGUAUUUCUAAUGAAUUAUUAAAUCACCACAGUACAGUGUGUGAGGUUGACUUUGGUUUUACAUAUAUGAAAGUGAAUAUAUAAGUAUGUAUAUAAAUAUAAUGCCUAGACAGCCCUUAAAGCUACAAUGAUAGAACUUUAUGGCAUUCUGCAGUGGAUUCUUUACUCUUUCUGUGGUUUCUGCUUUCAUCUCAAUUGCCAAAUAUGAACUGUCUACUGUAUUAGGUUUUUUAAAAGUCUUAUGGAUUGACAGAUUCCCAUCCCUUGCUGUUUCAUCGAUGUACUGAAAGUAGCAACUCUGUCUGUCUUUCAUAGAAGGUGGCGACUCCAUCAAAAUUGGGCGACCCUCGUUUUUUUUUUUUUUUUUUUUCCGGAUUUCCGAGGAGCUGUAGAUGAAUUUAUUGGUAGUAAACUGUAUAUCUUUGAAAAAUAACAAGAUUUAAGCUCAAACACUGAACACUGUAUGCUCUAUAAUCAACUUGAUGUUAUCAAAUCCAUUUGCUGCAACUCAAGGAUCAUUCCAAUGUGAUGCACCUGUCCUGUCUAAAACGUAGAAUUCAAUACAGAUCCGAUACCUGUUAAAUCAUUCCAACAACACAGCUGCAAUGUGUUUGUUUUGUGUCUUUAAAUUGUUCUGUUAGAUAACUUUGACCCCAGGAGAGAGAUGGAAACCAGGACGAGAGGAAGCAUCGAGCGCACAUCGUGAUACAAGCGCUCUUCUUUAGGACAUGAACUGACUGGACCUGCCACCUGUGGAGCUUCAUCACCACAGACACAAAACACUGUUUCUGCCUUCUUUCUCCACCUCUGUACUUCUGUUCAGGCAUACUAGUGAAGUACUGCAGUUUGUUUUUCAUAUCAUCAUCUUGUAAUAUAAACUACCAGAAAAUCAAACGAUGGAAGUGAUGGACUUGAUUAAAUGUUUCUACUCUACUUUUAUACAUUAUUUUCUUAUCAAACUAGUUGACAAGUAUUUUUAUAUGUUUAUAAGUGAAUACACCAUCACAGCACAGCUGUGUAUAUAUGUAAAGAGGAAUAUUUAAUGCUCUUGAUUGUGUUCAGCCGAAGAUGACUGUUGGCCCAAAUUAGCAAAAUUGGAUUCUUUCCCCGGAUAUGACUAAGAAUGUACUUUUUUUAGUUUCCUAUUGUGGCUUAAUACUCGAAGUAAUCUUGUGGUGUUUGCCACCAGCUAAGAGUGUAAAGCCCCAGGUCACGCGGUAGAGGGUUUGAAAACUGCUCCUGGUCUUUACACAGAGCUUCAAAACUUAAAAAUGAAUGAUUCAAAUCUCUGAUGUAUGAAAAACCAACUUCCCAACUUAUUGCAAAUUCAAGUGUGCAUCCAAAUCAUCCGUUUUUCCUUCUUUUUUUCUUCCAUAUCAGUGUCUUUUGCCCUGUGUGUAGCUUUUGGUGCUAAAAUAAAAUCUGUCAUUGAGCCAGUU